This is a messenger RNA of Trichobilharzia szidati, 1104 nucleotides long. The record is from the annotation of a GenBank genome assembly. Lineage: Eukaryota; Metazoa; Platyhelminthes; Trematoda; Strigeidida; Schistosomatidae.
AUGUUUCCUUCUUUUGAAGUGUUUACUUCUUCUUCUUUGGUGUAUUUCAGUGCUCAAACAGAACAAGGACUAUCCAGGAAGCAUCUUUUCGAAGGUCUUCGUUCUUCACUGGAAAGACUUCAACUUGAAUAUGUAGAUAUUGUAAUUGUAACACGUCAGAAAGACUCAUUGAUUCCAGUUGAAGUUGUCAGAACUUGUACACAUCUUAUUCAUCUUGGAUGGACAUUUUACUGGGGGACAUCUGAAUGGCUGCCGUCUGAAAUUAUGCAAGCUCAAACUAUCGCUAGACAAUUCAAUUUAAUCCCUCCAUCCGUCGAUCAAAAUGAACUGAAUCUGCUGAAUAGAAGUCAAUUACAAAAUAUGCGAGAAGUUUGUGUCAAAUUAAAUAUUGGUGUCAUGACUGGAUCUCCACUUGCCGGUGGAAUUCUGACUGGAAAAUACAUCGAUAUUAUUCCAAAUUUCUCAAGAGCGACAUUGAAGGGUCAACAGCCUAUGCAAGAUAAACUUCUCAGUACAGAGGGUUUAACACAAAGGGAACAAGUUAAGCAGCUGUGCAAGAUAGCCAGUCGAAUUGAAUGUACCUGUGCACAACUGGCUAUUGCUUGGUGUCUUCGGUGUCCACAUGUUAGCAGUGUUGUUAUUGGAGCGGCAACAGUUGAUCAGUUACAAGAGAACAUAAUGUCGAUCAUGAUAUACCCAAACUUAACGCCCAGUAUACUUUCUGAAUUGAAUUCUCUACUCACCAUAACAGAUUCCAGUGAUAAUUUCCUCUAAAAAGACGCAUACUCAUAAACAAUUCGCCACCUCUGCACGUUAAGUGAAAACCAAUUUUCACUUGACGUGUGUCAACGUUACACAAUUCAAGACAGUAUCAGUUAAAAUCAAAGUCCAUGAAAGUCUACGACACUUUCAAGAUUCAUGCAAACACGAUACUAGUGGAAGGACAUGAUUGAUUUAGAAACCUUCCAACGUUUAACGAAUGAAUCGUAUCUCCAAUUAUUUUUAUUCUUUUUUCUCCUUCUAUGAUUCAUACAUGUGCAUAUUUCCAGAUUCAAUAAUUCACUUGAUAAACUGACAGUUUUUAACCCCAUUUAUUUUCUGUAG